CAAACCCUGUCCAAGCCUCAUCCGUAACAGACACGAAAUAGACCAUGUCAAGCAUUUUCAGCAAGAUAUUCGCCUUCUUCUCGUGGCAAAAGCCACCACCACCCACCUUCCGCAUUACCGCACUCGUUGCACCCGCAACAUCAGAACAGUACCGCUCCAACUCUAGCUUCUCACACGCUGACCUACUCGGUAUCGAAGAAACAAUCACAUUCGAUGUUGACUGCGACGUAAUUCCGGAGCAGAUCCGCUGUAGCUGCCUCACGUCCGGAAACGAAUGCACCGCAAAAUACCUAGAGGAACAUUAUGUGAUGGAGUGGGCUGCUGGUAGUAUCAUGGAGUAUGAGGAGGUGGAAAUUAGAGGCGAAGUAGUGAGGAGAGAGAAAAGAGGACGACCUAGAAUUUGGGAAGGAUGGUGCAAAGAUGGUGGGAUGGUUUAUUUGGGGCCAACGGAGAGAAUGAGGUGUAUUGAGGGUUACGACGAGCAUCUCAGAGAGCAGGCGAAGAUCGACGGAGCCAGGAGGACGAAUAGUUGCGAAUAAUUCUGCAACUUGAUAUCAUUGUGCUGUGCAUAGGCAAGCCGGGAUGUUCGCGGUACCUAUGUAUCGAGUGUCAGCGUAUCGUCGUUAUCACCGACCAAGCAUUGACGAUCGUCUUACACAACGGUUUCGUUUGUCUCCAACAACCCUUUUCACAUCGCGCGUCACGCGCGAACACUGA
Messenger RNA from Alternaria alternata, 717 nucleotides. RefSeq lists its product as hypothetical. Lineage: Eukaryota; Fungi; Ascomycota; Dothideomycetes; Pleosporales; Pleosporaceae. The transcript has a single exon. The record is from RefSeq and is a predicted model, not a curated record. The coding region runs from base 45 to 539 and encodes 164 amino acids.